AUGCAGAAGAUAAAUACGACAAACAGCCUGCCAAACCUCCGCCGGCCCUCACAGCCUGCUAUCACGCCUGUCCUCAGCCAUGGGGGACGGGUGGAGCGCCCUUCUCAUACCCAGUCUCCCACGGAUAUAGGUGCACAGCAAGCUGGAGAUAUAGGACGGCCUACGCCUGUUUCUGAGGAGCCCGGGGAUGCUCGAUCUCCCCCGCAAUGCCACUCUCCAGUGUCUCCAAAUAAUGUGCUUCCCACUGCUAUACCUACUACGCCAGAUCCUGCUCAGCAGCCAGUGCAGCGGCCAGUGCAGCCACUCCCUUCACCAAAUCUGAGUCACAAAUCUGAUCCAACAGUGACUACGCCGCGUGUUGGGCCAGUGGUGGCUGAGGUUCCUCAACUGCAGUCACUUCCUCCUGAGGGACGCCAAACCGCUUCUCCCCGGCAGCCUGUAAACUUUUUACCCCAGAACAUCUCAACUUCUCUAGGCAGCCCUCUAGUCAGCCCUACGACAAAUUCCCCAGUGGACCAUGUUAUGACCGCCCAGGCCAAUGUGCAGAAUACAGGCAGUCGGGAUGAACAUCGAGAUAAACGCCCACGCCUGGCGGCAUGCAAUCAGCCAGCAACUAACCAAGCAACCACCACGCAACAGCCCAUGCAACAGCCCAUGCAACAGCCCGCUGCGUUGCCCAUCAGUGGAGGGCCCAGUGAAAAUCCAGCCGGUAACCUUCCACCCCUCAUGAACCCGCCCAUUGACCUCUCACCGCAGGCUCUAAGCUCUUGUAUACCCUUCUUAACCAGCAUCAUGCCAUUCUUCAAACCACAUGAGUCCAUCCAUAUCUGUCUGCUUCGAGAUGCUUGUAUGGUGCAAGACCUCCAAUUUUUAGCACUUCAUCAGCUGUUCUGCAUGUCCACCGUCCUUCCCAAACCACUCCCAGGUCUGGGAGAUCUGGCAAAACAUGGAAUUAAAGUAACGGUCGAUAUGAUGAGGCUGAAUUCACCCCUUUCCAACAUGUUCUUACAUUACUUCAGCGCAUUCCCAUCCAGCUUUGAGCCCCUAGUUGCUCAAAAUAAAAAUUACGCAGAAGCAGUGCAAUUCAUUAUAUCCUGGGCACCGUCCGUUAUCCGUACCUGGCCCAUGCUGGCUACCAAAGUGGUGUUACGGAAUUACCCCCCUCUGAUUGACGAGAUUGCCGGCGAGCUCGGAGUAUACUCAAAGGUUAUGCAGUUCAUGUUCUACACGGCCAGCGCUAAGACUCUUACCGAGCAUCGACCUGGACUGGAUGCGGCGUGGAAAGCAGUUUUCGACAAAAACUACAUGUAUUUUCACAAUCGUGAGGCCAGGCUGGGUAUCCCCAGCCCCAUUUACAUAAAGCAGAUUCAGGAGGAAAAUAAAACAGUGGUAACUUUGUAUGAGCGGGCAGCUACAGCCUAUGCUCAGGCUGCCGCCGCCAAUGCUACUACUCAGCCCAUAAACCCACAGCAAACAACCAUUCAUAUACCACGGGCGCCUUCUAGAUACCAUACCCCUGCUUCUCAUCAAGUGCGCAUUCCACCGAUAACCCAACAGACUAGGCGUGCACCAGCAGCUACCCAGGCACGGCCGCGGACACUGCCGCCCCCGUUCCAACGCCGGGCGAACUUACAGCCACGAAUGUCCACCGCUUCCCCGAGUAUGGCGCCUACGGCGGCCAAUUCUACCCCCGCGCAGCCAUACCAAUCAACCACUCGCGCACCAGUUACCGUUUCAACGGCUACGUUCAACAACAAUACCUCUCACAUGGUUCCUCAGCAGGUGUAUGCUCAUCCUCCUGCCCAACAGUAUACGCAACUCGUAUCACAGCCUCAGCAGGCCCGGCUACUUCCUCCCCCAAACUCGCCUGCUCUAAUAUUGGCCAAUCCAACCCCCUACAGCAGUCUCCAUCAGCUUCACCUAAAGGUUGUCAAUGUAUCCUUAGCCAAAAGCGGUUCCAACGAGCCAGGUGAAACCUUGUUUCACUAUGUGGAGUCCUUUGCCAUUUCCCCUACUCUGCUAAACUGGCACCAACAAUUACAUACAUGGCCCCUAACUCUACCACCCGAAGAAUUUGCAAAGCUUCCAAUACAGUUCAAGUCACGCAAUUCACUGCAUGUUACCCAAGGCAUUAUCGAUGGAUCAAAGAUAUACCAACUCCGAUGUGUACGGCUCACCGAUGCCAAACCCUUGACGGAGGAGAGAUGGGUAGUGGCAGACUCUUUCUGGCCAAAAGCCAUCUACAUCCAUGUCAACGGACAGGAACAUCAUAUCCGUCGACGGUUCCACUUCGCGAAAGAUCUACCAGUGAACAUCACCCGGUCUUUAAAACGGGGUGAGAAUGAGAUAAAGAUAACCAUCCUUGGUGGAGAAGAGGAGCGCAAAAUUUCCAUAUUUGCCAUGGCAGUGGAGAUAAUCGAUACGGCAUCACGUCAACGAGUACGUCAAGCUAUACAACCUAUAUCACAAUCCACAUCCCUUGAUCGCAUCGUCAAACGAUUAACAAACAACACAAUCGACGACGAUGAACUCUGCUUCAUCGACGACUUCAUCACCGUUCCUCUCAUCGACCCCUUCAUGGCGCGAGUAUUCGUAACCCCGGUCCGCACAGUCUCCUGCAAACACAGCGAAUGCUUCGACCUUGAUACUUUCCUUAAUACAAGACAAUCCCGAACGUUGAAGGGCCCACAUGGGAUGGCAGAGGACUGGAAAUGUCCGAUUUGCAACGAAGACGCGCGCCCAAAAUGUUUGAUUAUCGAUCAAUUCCUAGCUUACGUUCGAGAUGAGUUAAUACAGCGAAAGCAGCUGGAUGAUGCCACUGCUAUUAAAGUUCGAGCCGAUCGGUCUUGGGAUAUCAACAUGCGUCAAACCAGUACGAAGAACGCCCAAGAUUCGUCUGUAAAAGCUGGAGGAUCUAGCACGGCUAUGGAUAACGAUGCAUCUUCGAGUCCUACGCCAACACAAGCGCCACCAAACGUCAUCGAACUCGAUUAA
Messenger RNA from Arthroderma uncinatum, 2994 nucleotides. RefSeq names its product MIZ zinc finger protein. Bases 1 to 2994 code for a protein of 997 amino acids. The record is from RefSeq and is a predicted model, not a curated record. The transcript has a single exon. Lineage: Eukaryota; Fungi; Ascomycota; Eurotiomycetes; Onygenales; Arthrodermataceae. Gene Ontology annotation, molecular function: zinc ion binding; SUMO ligase activity. Gene Ontology annotation, biological process: protein sumoylation.